UCGUCCAAGAGAGAGAAAAGGGGACAGAAAGCUGCAACCUGCCUGCCACCGGAGAGGUCAUCCUUCCCUCGGACAGACACCCGAACCCUGCUUCGGUGUGAAUGCGGACCGCCGCGUUUUGUUGUUGUGACCCAGGGAGUUUGACAGCUGGCUGAGCAUCCUAAAGAGUGGUUUAAAGGAAUCCCCACUAAAGCCUCCUCUGAUUACGCUCUUCACAGCAGAUCCGAAUCUCGUCUGGAACAGUAGAUGACAGCAACGCCCUAAAUUGUGAUAAUGGCUCACCAACGUGUCUCUGAAACUUGUGAAAUCCAGACCAGGAAGAAUCUGAUCGUCAUGAUUUGAUUCGAAAGCUAUCUGAACACACGCUGUCAGCCACGAUGGAAAUGAGAUGUCUGGAUAAGGACACAUUGUGGGGUUCAACAUGGUUUGCCUAAAAGACAUGACCUGGACUUACUGGGAUUUCCUCUGAGCUGCUCGGACUGGAUUUUGGGUUUUGCUGUGGCUGCUAAUGGAAACGAGCGUCGUUCUGUUUACAUCCCUCAUCUCUCAGGAAAUCCAAACUUGACUGAAUAGAUUUUUGUGUGAGGUUCUCUGCAAGAUGGAGCACACGAGGAAGCGUGCUCCUGUUCAACGCCUGACGCCAGUGACAUAAGAAGGAUUUAAACCGAUAGAGACUGUAUGACUCUGGCAUCAUCACGAAACAUAAACCCUUAAUCUGGAGUUUUUCUUUCACCAGCUCCAGCAUGCAUUGCUCUGUCAGGAAGAAACGUCCCACGUGUGAGUCUGAUUUCUUGGCUAUCGUUGUUCCCUCCAUGCACGGGUCUGGCUACCUCGAUUAUACUGUCGAGAACCACGCUUCCAGAUCCUUUUUGGCCAUUGAUGAGUUUAGACGGCAAGAGAUGCUGUGCGAUCUGGUGUUACACGUCACGUACAAGGACCGGACGAUGGACUUCAAGGUUCACAAAGUGGUGCUGGCCUCCUGCAGUGCCUUCUUCAGAGCCAUGUUCACCAGAGGCUUCAAGGAGUGCAGUGCUUCGGAGGUCACCCUGCGCGACGUGUGCCCCGAGGUGGUGGGAAGACUCAUCGACUUCGCCUACACGUCCCGCAUCACGGUGGGAGAGAAAUGUGUGCUGCAUCUGCUUUUGGCUGCCAUGAGAUAUCAGAUGGAGGACGUGGCCAAGGCGUGUUGUGAUUUCCUCACAAAGCACCUGGAGCCGGCCAACGUCAUCGGGAUCUCCCGCUUUGCCGAGGAGAUCGGCUGUACGGAGCUGCACAAGACGUGCCGAAAGUACAUCAACUCGCACUUCAGUGAGGUGACCAAAGUAGACGAGUUCUUCAGUUUGUCUCACUGCCAGCUGCUGGAGCUCAUCAGUCAGGACAGCCUGAAGGUGCUCUGUGAGUCUGAGGUGUAUAAGGCGUGCACAGACUGGGUGAGGUGGGACAUGGAGGGCAGAGCCCAGUACCUACAUGCGCUGUUGAAUGCUGUUCAUAUUUAUGCGCUGCCUCCUAAGUUUCUAAAGAACCAGCUGCUGUCCUGCCCCAUCCUCAGCAAGGCCAAUUCCUGCAAGGACUUCCUGUCUAAAAUAUUCCAGGAAAUGACGCUGAUGAAAGUUACUCCUGCACCCAAUCGUGGAACCCAGCUCAUCUAUGUGGCCGGAGGAUACCGGCAGCAUUCCCUGACCACCAUGCAGGCGUACGAUCCCAGGAGGAACGUCUGGAUGAAUUUGGCCGAGAUGGGAACUCCAUGCAGUGGACUGGGAGCCUGUACGCUGUUUGGACUCAUCUACGCUGUGGGAGGCAGGAACCUGUCACUUCAGACUAACUCAGACUCCAGCGCUCUGUGCUGCUACAACCCAAUGACCAACCAGUGGAGCCAGCGAGCCUCCCUCAACAUCCCCAGGAACCGGGUCGGCGUGGCUGUGGUGGACGGCUGCAUCUACGCCGUGGGCGGCUCCGAGGGCUCUGUGCAUCACAACACGGUGGAGAGGUGGGAUCCGGAAUGUAACCGCUGGUCUUUUGUGUGUCCGAUGUCCGUGGCUCGACUCGGAGCGGGCGUGGCGGCCUGUGGGGGGGCUCUGUACGUGGUGGGGGGGUAUGACGGACAGAACCGCUGGAACACAGCUGAGCGAUACCUACCUGACUCGAACACCUGGCAACCUCUAGCUCCAAUGAACACUAGACGCAGCGGACUGGGAUUGGUUAGCAUGAACUCUUACCUGUACGCCAUAGGAGGCUAUGAUGGGCGGAACCAGCUGUGCACGGUGGAACGCUACAACACCACCAGGAACAUCUGGGAGCCCAGGGCCUCCAUGAAGCACUGCCGCAGCGCGCUGGGAGUCACAGCCCACCAGGGACGCAUCUACGUCUUUGGGGGCUUCAACCAGCACGGCUUCCUGUCCAGCGUCGAGUGCUGCUGUCCGGACCAAAACGAGUGGGCGCUCAUCACCGACAUGCCCGUUGGACUCAGCGGCAUGGGCAUCACCGUCACCAUGGAGCCCUGCCCCGGCCCCCUGCCCGAACGAGAAGAUGAGGAUGAAUACAUGUAGGCCAAAGGACGAAGAGGUGUUGCAAUUUAAAAGCAGAAACAAGCGAAGAGGGUUCGUGAAAUCAAAAGACGUUCCAAAAUCAAUAAAAAAUUUUUUUAUUUUUUUUUAGCCGAAUAAAAAAAAAUUUUUUAUUUUUUUUUUAUGUCGCCUCCUUCAUGGAUUUCGCAGAGAAUGCAUCUCAGGAGACCUUGAUGCGGGCCGAAGAGUAGUUUCUGUUUCAAGCACAAUCACGCACAAAAAAAGAAACUACCUGACUGAAAGGAAUGUUUAUUGAGACUUUUUCUUAAAAAAAGGAAAAGACAAAUAAGGCCGUGCUGAAGGACUCUCUCAUGUUAUUUCCCCUUUCUUUGUCCCCUUCAGGUUGUCAGAGCCGCAUAAAAUUUCUAAAAAGUCCAUUUAAAUAGAUUUGAUUGUUUUUAUUUCUACUCUUUUCUGUUUGCAUCUUUGACAGUGAUUCUCAAAAGUUAACCCCUGUUAAACAUCAAAGUUUUUAGACUUACACCAGUGAGACCAUGAUGAAUAAUUUUCACUUUUAAGUUCAUCUAUAUCCUUUACUAUUUACUAUUUUUAAAAACAAAUUUGCCCUGUAGCAAAUAUAAUAAUUAUAGCUGCAUAGAGUAAUCACUUCCUGGGAUCUAUGUUUUUAAUGAUCCCACUGCAGAAAAACGUCAACCCUGUUUACCAAUCUCAACAUUCAUCAAGUUUAUUGCAUAUCAAUUAUCGAUAUAUUGGUUAUUGCCAUCCUAGCAGACAUUAUUCCUAGCUGAUACUGCCACAUAAUGAGAUUAUUCUGAUUCUACUUAUUUCGUUUCCAGUUAAAUUUUACUAUACAAAUGUAAAUAUUUAUCAUGGUCUCAUUCGUUGGUGUUUUAAUGGGUUUUGUAAAGUUUUGAGAGCCACUGUUUCCUGUUCAGAAGAAGCACUUUUAAAAAAAAAAAUGUUCUGCUGUUAAUUCAAUUCCCUGGUUUUUGUGUACCAAUAUUCCUGUGCAAUCAUUAUUUUUAUUGUUGUUGUCCGUGACGAUAAAUGUAAUUUUAUAAGUUAAUUAUAAACAUAUUUCUAUCAGUGUUUA
Xiphophorus maculatus (southern platyfish) is the source of this 3618-nucleotide messenger RNA. RefSeq names its product kelch-like ECH-associated protein 1 (gene keap1a). Gene Ontology annotation, molecular function: protein binding. The coding region runs from base 744 to 2546 and encodes 600 amino acids. The record is from RefSeq and is a predicted model, not a curated record. NCBI's taxonomy places the organism in Eukaryota, Metazoa, Chordata, Actinopteri, Cyprinodontiformes, Poeciliidae. The transcript is spliced from 12 exons.